Messenger RNA from Cricetulus griseus (Chinese hamster), 4831 nucleotides. NCBI's taxonomy places the organism in Eukaryota, Metazoa, Chordata, Mammalia, Rodentia, Cricetidae. The record is from RefSeq and is a predicted model, not a curated record.
UGGAAUUGAGCUCCGUGAAUUUUAUCCACUGCUAUGUGCCCGCAGUAGAGCUCAUUCAAUGUUUUCUAAUGUUUCAAUGUUAACAGGUUUGUUAACAUGGGAGGGUGCCUGUUUUCACACCAAUCUAUUUCUGCAAAUAGCCUUUAAUGCUAAACAGUAUCCUAUUGAAAUCCACCGAAAACAACAGCUGAAUUAACACAAAAUGUUAACUGCUGUCAUCAGGAUUGUUUUUGGCUUAAAAAAUACUUUGCCAUAAGUAAAGACAGGGUUUUAAUCAAACAUCUUUUACCUUGAAGCUCACACACAGUACAAGAAGAGAAAUUCUAGGCUGAUAAACAAGAGGGUUUUUUUUUUUCCAAUUGAGUAAAAUCAUUCUUUGCCUUUGAAAACAGACUUAUUUGUGGUUGAUUUCUUCCUUUCCUUUCUUUCCCUUUCCUAUCUCUUUCCCUUCCUUCCUGCUGCUACUAUUGCUUCUGCUUCUCCUCCUCUUCUUCCUUCUUCCCCUUCCUCCCCCUCUCUCUCUGAUAUGGGUAUCACUUUACUUUCCACACUUGUCUUAAACUCUGCAUUGCCAUGUGUCAACUUCCCCUGUAACUGGGACCACAAGCAUACACCAUUUGGUUUAUGACUGAUAUCUUUGAUGAUUCAAACAAAAUCAUCAAUUCCUAGUAUGUUCUGCUAUUAUUUUCUACAUGGAAAUCCAGGGCAAUUUGGUAAAGUUUCUAUGUAGUAGUGUCCAAAUCACACAGAGUAGAUAAAAUUUCAAAAUGAAAUUCCUAUUGGCUACUUUUAUGACAUGCUAAAUAUAAGGUUUCAUAUAUUUCUACAAGUAAAUUUCUGUCUUCUAGAAUAGUUAGCAGUUGCAUGUUUUGAUUCAUUUUAUCUUGGCUUGUUAAGAACUGGCUUUGGGCAGAACGCUGUAGUGCCUGGGAAUGCUAGAACAAAGGGAGCAUUUAGAGACAUUCUGUGCCUUCCUGGAAUUCACACAAUGAAUGGAAGAAAGCGCAGCUUUACUGAACACUGUGGUGAGUCCAACAGUAACUGAUGACAUUCCAUUUGUAUUUAGAGAAGCCUGGUAACCGGGAACUGUUUUUGUUUUUUUUUCCCCUCUUCCUGGUUUGCCAAAGGCAAACUGAGUUGGAAAACAUUAUUUGCUUUAAUGAAAUGAUUUACUCUUGUGUAACAUUAAGUUGUGUCAAUCAAGCAAAUAAAGGAAGAAAGUCUUAUUUAUAAAAUUGCUUGUUCCUGAUUUCAUUUUAUUUCAUCUCAGUCUUCAAGACAGGAGGAAAAUGAACUUUUUGCUGCUUGGUGCUUUUCUAUUUUUGUAUACUCCUCUAGCCUGGACAAGAGAUAGACAUUAUUACAUCGGAAUCAUUGAAGCAGUUUGGGACUAUGCUUCUGACAAUGGAGAAAAGAAACUUAUUUCAGUUGACAUGGAACAGUCCAAUCUGUAUCUUCAAAAUGGCCCAGAUCGUAUUGGAAGAGCAUACAAGAAGGCCCUUUAUGUUCUGUACACAGAUGACACCUUUAGGAAGACUAUAGACAAACCAGUCUGGCUAGGGUUCCUAGGCCCUAUUAUCAAAGCUGAAGCUGGUGAUAAAGUUUAUGUUCACUUAAAGAACUUUGCCUCUAGGCCCUACACUUUUCAUUCACAUGGGGUAACUUACUACAAGGAGAAUGAGGGGGCUGUCUACCCUGACAAUACCACAGAUUUUCAAAAAGCAGAUGACAAAGUGCUUCCUGGAGAAAAAUAUUUGUAUGUGCUACAUGCCAGUGAGCAAAGUCCUGUUGACGGAGACAGCAAUUGUGUGACCAGGAUUUACCACUCCCAUGUUGACGCUCCAAAAGAUAUUGCAUCAGGACUCAUAGGACCUUUAAUACUCUGUAAAAAAGAUUCUCUAGAUAAGGAAAAAGAAAAAAAUAUUGACCAAGAAUUUGUAGUAAUGUUCUCUGUGGUGGAUGAAAAUCUCAGCUGGUAUCUAGAAGAUAACAUCAAAGCCUUCUGCUCUGAACCAGAGAAAGUUGACAAAGAUGAUGAAGACUUCCAGGAGAGCAACAGGAUGUACUCUAUGAAUGGAUAUACAUUUGGAAGCCUUCCAGGACUCUCCAUGUGUGCAGAAGACAGAGUGAAAUGGUAUCUUUUUGGUAUGGGUAAUGAAAUUGAUGUGCAUGCAGCUUCCUUUCACGGUCAAGCACUGACCAGCAGGAACUACCGUACUGAUACAGUCAACCUGUUCUCUGCCACCCUGUUUGAUGGUUUUAUGGUGGCCCAGAAUCCUGGAGUCUGGAUGCUCAGUUGUCAGAACCUAAACCACUUGAAAGCCGGUUUGCAAGCCUUUUUCCAAGUUCGAGACUGUAACAAGCCCUCACCAGAGGCUGAUACCCAGGCAAAACAUGUGAGACACUAUUACAUUGCUGCUGAAGAGAUCAUCUGGAACUAUGCUCCUUCUGGCACAGAUAUCUUCACUGGAGACAACUUAACAGCCCCGGAAAGUGAUUCAAAGGUAUUUUUUGAACAAGGUGCUAUGAGAAUUGGUGGCUCUUAUAAAAAAAUUGUUUAUCGUGAGUAUACAGAUGACUCCUUCACAAAACGGAAACAGAGAGGCCCUGAUGAGCAACACCUUGGAAUCCUGGGUCCUGUCAUUUGGGCAGAAGUAGGAGACAUCAUUAAAGUCACCUUUCAUAACAAAGGACCAUACCCUCUCAGCAUUCAGCCAACGGGGGUGAGAUUCACUGCGGAAAAUGAGGGGACAUACUAUACCCCCACUGCCCACUCCCUAAAGGGAGGUGUGCCUCAUCCUCAAGCAGCUUCUCAUGUGGCACCCAAAGAAACCUUUAUAUAUGAAUGGACUGUCCCCAAAGAAAUGGGACCCACUUAUGCAGAUCCUGUGUGCUUAUCUAGGAUGUACUAUUCUGGUGUAGACCCCACCAAAGAUAUAUUCACUGGGCUUAUUGGGCCAAUGAAAAUAUGCAAGAAAGGCACCUUACUUGCAAAUGGGAAACAGAGAGAUGUAGACAAGGAGUUCUACUUGUUCCCCACAGUGUUUGAUGAGAAUGAGAGUUUACUCUUGGAUGAUAAUAUCAGGAUGUUCACAACUGCCCCUGAUACUGUGGAUAAGGAAGAUAAAGACUUCCAGGAGUCUAAUAAGAUGCACUCUGUGAAUGGAUUCAUGUAUGGCAAUCAGCCUGGCCUCGACAUGUGUCUAGGAGAUUCCAUUGUGUGGUAUUUGUUCAGUGCUGGAAAUGAGGCUGAUGUACAUGGAAUAUACUUUUCAGGAAACACUUAUCUGUCCAAAGGAGAAAGAAGGGACACUGCAAACCUCUUCCCUCAUACAAGUCUGACCCUUCUCAUGAGGCCUGAUACAGAAGGGACUUUUGAUGUAGAGUGUCUUACAACAGAUCACUACACAGGUGGUAUGAAGCAAAAAUAUACUGUGAACCAGUGCAAGCAGCAUUCUGAGGAUCCUGUUUUCUACCUGGGAGAAAGGACCUACUAUGUUGCAGCAGUGGAGGUGGAAUGGGACUAUUCUCCAAGCAGGGCCUGGGAAAAGGAGCUGCAUCGUUUGCAAGAACAAAAUAUUUCAAAUGCAUUUUUGGAUAAAGAAGAGUUUUACAUAGGCUCAAAGUACAAGAAAGCCGUGUAUCGGCAGUUUACUGACAGCACAUUCAGAGAGCAGGUGAAGAGAGAAGCUGAAGAUGUGCACCUGGGCAUCCUGGGUCCUCAAAUUCAUGCAGAUGUUGGAGACAAAAUUAAAAUUGUCUUUAAAAAUAUGGCAACAAGGCCAUAUUCAAUACAUGCCCAUGGGGUGAAAACAGAGAGUUCUACAGUUGCUCCAACAUUGCCAGGUGAAAUUCGCACUUACAUGUGGCAAAUCCCAGAGAGAUCAGGUGCUGGAGCAGAGGAUACGGCUUGUAUUCCAUGGGCUUACUACUCAACUGUGGAUAAAGUUAAGGAUCUCUAUAGUGGACUAAUAGGCCCACUGAUUGUUUGUCGGAAACCUUACGUGAAAGUAUUCAAUCCUAUAAAGAAAAUGGAGUUUUCCCUUUUGUUUCUAGUAUUUGAUGAGAAUGAAUCUUGGUACUUAGAUGACAACAUCAAAAAGUACUCUGAUCAUCCCGAGAAAGUAAACAAAGAGGAUGAGGAAUUCAUAGAAAGCAAUAAAAUGCAUGCUAUUAAUGGAAAAAUGUUUGGAAAUCUACAAGGCCUCACAAUGCACGUGGGAGAUGAAGUCAAUUGGUACGUGAUGGGAAUGGGCAAUGAAAUAGACUUACACACCGUACACUUUCAUGGCCACAGCUUCCGAUACAAGCACAGGGGAAUUUACAGUUCUGAUGUCUUUGACCUUUUCCCUGGAACAUAUCAAACCCUAGAAAUGUUUCCCCAAACACCUGGAACCUGGUUACUCCACUGCCAUGUGACUGACCAUGUUCAUGCUGGAAUGGUAACUACCUAUACCGUCUUACCAAAUCAAGGUGAAUAUCCAGAUAGUAACUCUAGGUAUAUAUUAUGAGUGCAAUUAAGAUUCCUGCUUUGUCUAAAUACAUCUUCCGGUAUGAAGUCCUUGUGAACUGGCAGUCCUGAAGUCUUCCUUCUCUACCUCUAUAAUAGAAUGUUUUAGUGCUAGGUCAGUGGGCUAUCACUUACUUCAGCUAGAAUGGCAUCGACUAAGUGUACCAUGGGCACUAACUUUACAGUGUAAUCACACCCAAAGCUGGUGUAAGGGAACAAUCACAUUAUUCCAUUUAACAAGAAAGCAACAUGACUUAUAAAUGAACAUUUAGAAUUUCAUUUCUUUCUUCAGAGAAAACAUUAACAUGUUUCUCUGUAGUA